CUCACUUCUCUGGACUUGGCCCUGGGCUGGACUUGGUCCCCUGGUAGUGGGCAGGGCCAUGGGGGACCUCUUUAUGCUCAAAGUGAUUGUGGUCAUAUGCUAUGCCACCUUCAAUGCCUCUGCCUGGUCUGUGAAUAAUUUCCUGAUAACAGGUCCCAAGGCUUAUCUGACCUACACUACAAGUGUGGCCCUGGGAGCCCAGAGUGGCAUCGAGGAAUGUAAGUUCCAAUUUGCUUGGGAACGCUGGAACUGCCCUGAAAAUGCUCUCCAGCUCUCCACUCACAACAGGCUAAGAAGUGCCACUAGGGAGACUUCCUUCAUUCACGCUAUCAGCUCUGCUGGAGUCAUGUACACCAUCACCAAGAACUGUAGCAUGGGAGACUUUGAAAAUUGUGGUUGUGAUGAGUCAAAAAAUGGGAAAACAGGAGGCCAUGGCUGGAUUUGGGGAGGCUGUAGUGAUAAUGUGGAAUUUGGAGAAAGAAUUUCCAAACUCUUUGUGGACAGCCUGGAGAAAGGAAAGGAUGCCAGAGCCCUGAUGAAUCUUCACAACAACAGGGCAGGCAGGCUGGCAGUGAGAGCCACCAUGAGAAGGACCUGCAAAUGUCAUGGCAUCUCAGGGAGCUGUAGCAUUCAGACAUGCUGGCUGCAGCUGGCUGAUUUCCGGGAGAUGGGAGACUAUCUAAAGGUCAAGUAUGAGCAGGCACUGAAAAUUGAGAUGGAUAAGCGGCGACUAAGAGCUGGUAACAGUGCUGAGGGUCACUGGGCACCCAUGGAGGCCUUCCUGCCUAGUGCAGAGUCAGAGCUGAUCUUUUUAGAGGAAUCCCCAGAUUACUGUACCCGGAAUUCCAGCCUGGGCAUCUAUGGCACAGAGGGCCGAGAGUGUCUGCAGAACAGCCACAACACGUCCAGGCAGGAGCAACACAACUGUGGGCGCCUGUGCACUGAUUGUGGCCUGCAAAUAGAAGAGAGAAGAACUGAGGCCAUCAGCAGUUGUAACUGCAAGUUCCAGUGGUGCUGUACAGUCAAGUGUGACCAGUGUAGGCACGUGGUGAACAAGUACUACUGCAUGCGCUCCCCACGCAGUGCUUGGUCCCUGGAUAAGGGCAGCACCUAAUGGUACCUCAUACAAAUUCACCUGUUCACUGUGUGACUAUGACAACAGGGGGGAUACAAUUUCUCUCUUGAAGACAGAAGAUUAGAAAACACUUGGAAAAUCAUAGGAUUGGUCUGUAGUCCUCUUGAUAUCUGCUAUAGAUGGGAAAAUGGAGGCCCAAGAUAAUACUGCAUAUUCUGGAAAGAACUGAAAUUGGGACCUGGGCAGGUUCCUAACUUGGGCAGACCCAAUUUCAUUUUCCUGAAGCUUACUUCCUAAUCUUUGUGCCUAUGGUUA
Molecule: messenger RNA, 1390 nt
Organism: Talpa occidentalis (Iberian mole)
Lineage: Eukaryota; Metazoa; Chordata; Mammalia; Eulipotyphla; Talpidae
Gene: WNT8A
Product: Wnt family member 8A
Exons: 6
Coding region: 59-1114 (351 amino acids)
Biological process (GO): canonical Wnt signaling pathway; multicellular organism development; neuron differentiation
Cellular component (GO): extracellular region
Molecular function (GO): cytokine activity; frizzled binding
Source: RefSeq, a predicted model, not a curated record